Molecule: messenger RNA, 527 nt
Organism: Motacilla alba alba
Lineage: Eukaryota; Metazoa; Chordata; Aves; Passeriformes; Motacillidae
Gene: SNRPE
Product: small nuclear ribonucleoprotein polypeptide E
Exons: 5
Coding region: 105-383 (92 amino acids)
Biological process (GO): spliceosomal snRNP assembly; mRNA splicing, via spliceosome
Cellular component (GO): precatalytic spliceosome; U4 snRNP; U5 snRNP
Molecular function (GO): RNA binding
Source: RefSeq, a predicted model, not a curated record
UGCCUCGCGUUCCUCCAUCCCCUCACACCGCCGCUGUCCCGCCGUGCCCCGCGCGGUGCCGCUCUUUCUUUCUCCGCCGCUGUCCCGCCGUGCCCGUCGCAGCCAUGGCGUACCGCGGGCAGGGCCAGAAGGUGCAGAAGGUGAUGGUGCAGCCCAUCAACCUGAUCUUCCGCUACCUGCAGAACAGAUCCCGGAUCCAGGUGUGGCUCUACGAGCAGGUGAACAUGAGGAUCGAGGGCUGCAUCAUCGGCUUUGAUGAGUACAUGAACCUGGUGCUGGACGACGCUGAGGAAAUUCACUCCAAAACCAAAUCCAGGAAGCAGCUGGGUCGGAUCAUGCUGAAGGGGGACAACAUCACCCUCCUGCAGAGCGUCUCCAGCUAGGGGCAGGCUGCUCCCGCUGGGAAAUGGGAUCGGGAGCUCUGGAAAACCGGGAUGAGCCUCGGGGGGAAUCCCUGAGCUCUUCUGGGAAUUGUGUUUUGUAGUUUGGGGUUUGCUUGGGGGAAUAAAAUGGGGUUUGUAACAAAA